AUGUUUGUAGAUUUUGAGAAGGCGUUUGAUCAGGUCAAUCGUGAAUGCAUCUAUAGAUCGCUUAUUGCACGAGAAAUCCCUGAGAAAAUUGUCGCUGUAAUUAAAGAAUCGUACAACAACGGAAGGUGCUUUGUGUUGCACAAUGGACAGCUUUCCGACUUCUACGAUGUGCGUCAAGGAGUGAGACAAGUAGUUGUCUUGUCACCAAUUCUGCUGGUGAUUGACGAUGUGAUGAAUGCCACGGUAGGUACAAAUGAAAGACAAGCUAUCCAAUUGAGUCUGUUUAACGAGCUUAGCCACAUAGGUUAUCCUGAUAAUAUAUGUCUCAUGGCAAACAACACGGCAGGCUUAAAUCAGAUGUGUCAUUCACUUCAAUUGAAUGGAGAGGUGGCUGGAUUAAGUACUAACACAAGUAAGGCCAAAGUAAUGGCCACGGGGUUUAAGCAUACAAGUUAUUCUAAUUCAGGUGACCAUAGUGGAGGUCUGGAUGUUAACAGUAGAAUAAACGUAGCCCGUAGAGCAUUUGGAAUCCUUUCGCCUGUGAGGAAAACAAUCCGUCCAAUGGAAUCCCCAGGGUAA
This is a messenger RNA of Eupeodes corollae, 579 nucleotides long. RefSeq lists its product as uncharacterized. The transcript has a single exon. Bases 1 to 579 code for a protein of 192 amino acids. The record is from RefSeq and is a predicted model, not a curated record. Lineage: Eukaryota; Metazoa; Arthropoda; Insecta; Diptera; Syrphidae.